Molecule: messenger RNA, 2546 nt
Organism: Nerophis lumbriciformis (worm pipefish)
Lineage: Eukaryota; Metazoa; Chordata; Actinopteri; Syngnathiformes; Syngnathidae
Biological process (GO): immune response
Cellular component (GO): external side of plasma membrane
Source: RefSeq, a predicted model, not a curated record
UUUGAUAUAAAAGCUCGUUUCCGCCUUGGCGUCCAUUUCAUGUUUACUCGUCAAGCAAGUUGUCGUCGCCUUGUUUUUCUCUGAGGAUUAAAACUAGAAACUUUUUUUUAUUGACUUGUGCACUUGUGACAUUUAAUGAUGAACUUGCUUUUCUUCUUUCUCCUAGUUGUACAAACACACAGCGUGACGCCUGUGAUUCAUUCACUCAAGUAUUUCACCACUGCAUCCUCUCAAGUUCCAAACUUCCCAGAGUUUGUGGAGGUUGGUUAUGUUGAUGAAGUUGAGAUUAGUUACUAUGACAACAACAUCAGGAAAACAGAAUCCAAACAGGACUGGAUGAACAAAAUCACAGCAGAGGAUCCAAACUACUGGCAGAGACAAACAGAGAAGAAUGUUGUUAAAGAACAUGUCUCCAAAGUCAACAUUGAAAAAGCCAUGAAGCGUUUCAACCAAACUGGAGGUGUUCACACUUUCCAGAUGAUGUCAGGAUGUGAAUGGAAUGAUGAGACUGAUGAGGUUCAAGGUUGGGAGCAGUUCAGUUAUGAUGGAGAAGAUUUCAUAUCGUUGGACAUGAAAACAUGGACAUGGACUGCAGCAAAACAACAAGCUUUCCCCACCAAACUCAAGUGGGACCAAGAAAUACUUAGACUAGACUACAAUAAGUAUUAUUACACUGAGGAAUGUCCUUCUUACUUGAAGAAGUAUGUGGAGUAUGGGAAGAAGGUCCUAAUGAGAACAGAGCUUCCGGAGGUGUUCCUCCUCCAGAAGACGCCAUCCUCUCCGGUCAGCUGCAUGGCGACAGGUUUCUACCCCGACCGAGCCGACUUGUUUUGGAGGAAAGACGGCGAGCAGAUCUUCGAGGACGUGGAGCACGGAGAGCUGCUCCCCAACCCCGACGGAACCUUCCAGAUGUCGGUGGAGCUGAAAGUGGAGGUGACGGCCGAGGUGGAGGGCAAGUACGAAUGUGUGUUCCAGCUGUCUGGCGUCGAGGAGGACCUGGUCACCAAGCUGGAGAGAAGAAGCAUCCUGAGCAACGCAAGCCAUGAAGGCAACGUGAGCCUCACUGCCACGCUGGCGGUCCUCGCUGUGGUGGUCCUCUUGAUCAUCAUCAUCAUCUUCAUCAUCAAGCGUCGCCGAAGCAGACAAGCCGAAUACGAUCCAGCUGCCUAUGGCGCCACCAUGCACUCCGGUGGGCCAGCAGACACCACCAUGCACUCCGGUGGGCCAGCAGAGGGCGCCACCAUGCACUACGGUGGACCAGCAGACGCCACCAUGCACUCCGGUGGGCCAGCAGAGGGCGCCACCACCAUGCACUCCGGUGGGCCAGCAGACGCCACCAUGCACUCCGCUGGACCAGCAGACGCCACCAUGCACUCCGGUGGGCCAGCAGCCACCACCUUGCACUCCGGUGGGCCAGCAGACGGCGCCACCACCAUCCUCUCUGGUGGGCCAGCAGCAGAGGGCGCCACCACCAUCCUCUCCAGUGGGCCAGCAGCAGAGGGCACCACCAUCCUCUCCGGUGGGCCAGCAGCAGAGGGCGCCACCAUCCUCUCCGGUGGGCCAGCAGCAGAGGGCGCCACCACCAUCCUCUCCGGUGAGCCAGCAGCAGAGGGCGCCACCAUCCUCUCCGGUGGGCCAGCAGCAGAGGACGCCACCACCAUCCUCUCCAGUGGGCCAGCAGCAGAGGGUGCCACCAUCCUCUCCGGUGGGCCAGCAGCAGAGGGCGCCAACAUCCUCUCCGGUGGGCCAGCAGCAGAGGGCGCCACCAUCCUCUCCGGUGGGCCAGCAGCAGAGGGCGCCACCAUCCUCUUCGGUGGGCCAGCAGCAGAGGGCGCCACCAUCCUCUCCGGUGGGCCAGCAGAGGGUGACACCAUACUCUUGUCGGCCACAGAUGUGGUUGUUUCACAUGCGACCGCCUCGCCAAUUGUGGCGGCGUUGAACUCGCCAUCGCCACCUGACUCUUCCCCGCUGGUUGCGGGGACACUUGGCCUGGCGGCCCACCUCCUUGUCCUCCCGCUACACUCCCGUGACUUUGGACUGUUUUUUUGUGGGGGGGGGGAGGGUUUCUAGAACGUCUGGUAUCCGUUAUGGGAAGGGGGGCUACUGUCAGGCUUGCCCCUGACAGUUUGGUUGUGUUUUAGUUUUUCCUCUGUGUUUGUUGUAUUUCCUGUCAGCGCUCUUGUUUUGGUUCUGUUUCCUGUUUGUCUCCCUGAGUGCUGUGUCCCCUCAGCUGUGGCUGAUUGGCACCUGGCCACACCUGGUGUCAAUCAGCCAGCUGCUAUUUGAACCUGCCUUCCCAUCCAGUCUGUGCUGGAUUAUUGUCAUUUCUACUUGUCGUUCCUACCUGUCGUGUCGAUGUCAGUGUAGCUGUAUGCAGUAGCGGUAAGCUACAGUAUAUUCUGUAGCUGUUUGUAGCUUACUGUCUUUUUGUUCCUAGUCCCUGUUUGCUCGAUCCCUGUUCCCUGUUUCCAGUUUGUCCUCCUAGUUCCUGGUUUGUGUUUUUUGUCUUUAUUUCAUGGACAUUAAAUCAUGUUUUCCCGCACAAU